This is a messenger RNA of Rhopalosiphum maidis (corn leaf aphid), 1712 nucleotides long. RefSeq lists its product as uncharacterized. Lineage: Eukaryota; Metazoa; Arthropoda; Insecta; Hemiptera; Aphididae. The record is from RefSeq and is a predicted model, not a curated record. The coding region runs from base 442 to 1098 and encodes 218 amino acids. The transcript has 5 exons.
AUUCGUUUGGUUUUUCGUUUAUCCGUGCUAUCAACAACGACAACAACUUCAUACAUUUUGAGUGUUUUGACUGCGCACGAAAUAAAGAACUCUACAGUACCUUAACUACGCCACGACCGUUUACCGGUAGAUUCGAGUCAUAUUUUCAUUGUCCUUUCGGUAAAAUUUGUUUUUUGUACACAACAACCCGGUUGAACCCAUAGAUAAUAAAAAGAGUACUUUAUAUCUCUAGAGGUACUCUCUUUAUUAACUUUGGUUGAACUAGAGCACUAGAUGUACCUUUAUAGUGCCUUAGUUGAACCCGACAACCCGUACCAGUAGUUCACAAUACUCACCAACAAAUACUGGACCAAAUCGUUUUGCUUACGGAGUACAAAAAAUAUUCCUCCAUUUUAACGGGAUUUUUCGUGUGUAUAAUACAUACCUUUUCUAGCCGCCAACAUGUCUUCUAGCGAUUGUUCAAGCGAUUCGUGGGAGGGAGAGGAUUCCAAUAUGUCACCCGAAGUAAAAAAUGAAAUAGAAAACUAUAAAUUCAUAAAUAGAUAUAUAAACAAAGUUUGGAAUGAUAUGAAAAAAAUUGAUUACCAAUUGGACUGCGAAUUGGGCGUAACACCAAUUGACGAUCUACCUCCUGCAGAUCGACGGAAAUGUAUGGAAAAUGAAGAUUUUUUAUUGUCAUUUCCAUUGACAGAUCCGGACGAUGUUGUUGAACUUGAAUCAAGGCUAUCAAAUGAUUCUUCAGAUUUUAAAAAUGAUUUUAUUGAAUUUAUUACCCCUGUAUGUCCCGAUUGUCCAAUUGAUUGUGAUUGUUUGCCGGAUAUAAGACUCUUUGUAGGAAUAAUUUUACGUUUAUUGUUUACAAAUAAAUUUGCAAGCAUCUAUUCUUGUUGUGAAUUUCAAGAAACUUUUAAAAUUAAAAAUUCAAAAGUUGUCAAGAGUAUUUUUGAUUUAACAAGAAGCAAGUACAAAAAUGUUACCAGACGGCAAGUUAAUUUAUUAAUCAAGAAAUGGAUCAAAUAUGCUGCACGACGCUAUAAAUUGAAACAAAAGAACAAAAAACAAAAAAAAAAUGUUCCGUUUAAACUCUUACUAUUAUAAUACGACUUCAUUAUUUUUAAGAUAUUAUAUUUUAAUGAAUAAUUGGUUCAUAAAUUAAUUUAUAAAUGAUAAUAAGUUGGAAAUUAAACUGGUGGAUUCAUUUACUGAUGCUAUUAUAGUGGAGGUAAAUUAGAACAAUCAUAAAAUGUCUACCAUGAGCAUUAUUUGCUUUUCAGCUUGUGUCUGUAUAUUAUGUAAUCUCAUUUUUUAUCAGUGAUUUACAAAUGUAAUUUUUAUUUUAAAUUAACAUUUAAUAUGAAGAUAAUUUUAUAAUAAAUAUAAAUUGUCCUAUAGUAAACCCAUUACUAAGUUUAAAUUUGAUUAUUGUCUCUUAUUUAAUUAACAAAUAAUUUGUUAUACUAAUGCCUGAUUGCAUAAAAGUCAUUUGUGACUGGUUUUAUGCAACUGGGCAUAGAUACUUUAAUUUGUUUAUAAAUUAUUGAAAAAUUUUACAUAUGAUUGCUAUUAUUAUUGAUUAUUAUACAAUAUACUAUAAUUACUCAUAAUUGUACUACCUUUAAGAUUUUAAGUUAUAAUUUAUAAUUGAUGUGUAUUUAAUACUAUGUAAGUACUUUUUUUAAAUUUUGGUACCUAUUUGAUUGGACAAUAAAUUU